Molecule: messenger RNA, 984 nt
Organism: Acanthochromis polyacanthus (spiny chromis)
Lineage: Eukaryota; Metazoa; Chordata; Actinopteri; Pomacentridae
Gene: tssk6
Product: testis-specific serine kinase 6
Biological process (GO): intracellular signal transduction; cellular response to glucose starvation; protein phosphorylation
Molecular function (GO): ATP binding; protein serine/threonine kinase activity
Source: RefSeq, a predicted model, not a curated record
UUUAAUGGGGAGACAUGGUUAUGCACUUCAGGGCUACCUGGGAGAAGGCGGUUUUGGUAAAGUGAGAGCGUAUUCAACUCACAUGAAGAAAUCAAUUGUCAUGAAAAUCAUAGACAGAAAAAACAAUAGUCCUAGUGACAGGGAAAACUUCCUGUCCCGUGAAAAAAAAAUCAUUAGAUCUGUUAACCAUCCCAACAUUAUCAAGACUCAUCACAUCUCUGAAUCACGGCUUGGAACGAUCUACAUAGUGAUGGAACUCUGUAAGAAUGGAGACCUGUCAAACUACAUUUCUGUCCAAGGGGCCUUAGAGGAAUCCUCCAGCUGCAGGCUUUUCAAACAGUUAUGUACGGCCCUCCGGUAUCUUCAUAACAUGGACGUGGCUCACAGAGACCUUAAAUGUGAAAAUCUGCUGCUGGACAUGCACAACAACAUCAAAGUGUGUGACUUUGGGUCUUAUGUAGAUGGUCAGAUGGUGCUGAGUGAAACCUACUGUGGCACUGCAGCAUAUGCAGCACCAGAGAUUUUAAAGAGACUUCCCUACAACCCAAAAGUGUCUGAUGUGUGGAGCAUGGGUGUUGUGCUAUAUAUGAUGCUCUAUGCAUCUCUACCCUUCAACGACUCCAACAUUACAAGGAUGGUGAAAGAACAAAUGGAGCAUUGCAUUAACUUUCCAGAAAUUCCACCUGUAUCAUCUGAAGCAAAGGCCCUCAUCCACCGCAUUCUGCACUCUGUUGUGGAGAAUCCUCUCGCUGCAUGGCAAAUCUGCUAACUACUAUUCCACUGUGUAGCCCCACCAAAAAGACAGAUGGGUCAAAACUGAAACAGACCAGGAACCAAGGGAGAAAGGAGGAAAAAGAGGCAGAAGGAGAAAGAAGGGCAGGGGUUGGAGCAGGAUUAUAACACAAUCUGGCUAGUACAAAGAGUAAAGUAGUGUCACAACUGCAUCAUUAUUUUCAGUGGCUUUAACACAUGAUUGGGAUGUUA